Nylanderia fulva is the source of this 892-nucleotide messenger RNA. RefSeq names its product Vesicle-associated membrane protein synaptobrevin (gene Syb). Gene Ontology annotation, biological process: vesicle-mediated transport. The record is from RefSeq and is a predicted model, not a curated record. NCBI's taxonomy places the organism in Eukaryota, Metazoa, Arthropoda, Insecta, Hymenoptera, Formicidae. Gene Ontology annotation, cellular component: membrane.
ACGUCAUAAUUAUCGCCAUCUUCAGCCUCUGUCAUUUUCACUGUUGUCUCUGUAAAUUGUAGUCGUCAUCGCAGUAAUUUGUGAAGUAUUCGUUGCGUCUGUAGAUCUUGUCGAUUAUUCUUGAUUUAUUCUUGUAUUUGAUAUCUUUAGGAUUAUGGAAGGUGGCGGUGCAGGAGAAGGAGAAAUGGGUGGCCCGCGCAACACUCAGCAAGCGGGUGCAAGCAAAAAGUUGCAGCAAACACAAGCAACAGUGGACGAAGUUGUAGGUAUAAUGAAGGUUAACGUGGAGAAAGUGCUGGAGCGAGAUCAGAAGCUCUCAGAACUUGAGAAUCGUGCUGAUGCUCUGCAGCAAGGUGCAACACAGUUUGAACAGCACGCAGGAAAACUGAAGCGAAAAUACUGGUGGAAGAAUCUCAAAAUGAUGAUUAUCAUUGGUAUUAUCUGUGUUGUCAUCUUGAUCAUCAUCAUUGCUUCGGUUGUACCAAGUUCGUCUUCGGACAGCUCUGAUAAUUCUCCAAAAUGAUAGCAUUGUACCAAAGGGUGGACUGUGUUGUUCCGAUCAACCAUCCUCUCUCUUAGGAUAAGUUAUACAUUCGGUGAUUUGUAGGGGGACUGUAAAGCGCUAGAUGAAACGUAAUUGUGAACUAUAUGUUUAUGUAAUGUUGUGUCAUGUUGUCUACACAUAUAUGUAAAAUUGGGAUCAAAGAGCAUAUUUUUGAGAUUUAAUAUUAUAUCGAAACGUACGCACAAUUACUAAACUAAUAACAAUCAGUAUUAACAUAAGAGUGUGGCCUUAUCUUUUUUAAACAAAUUUAAACAACAUCUCUGGUGUUUUUACAACGUUAAUCUUGUUACAACGAUGCUUAUUAUAAAUUUAUUGAUAUAGAAUAUA